AUGUGUCGAGAGAAGUCGGAGUGUGCGACCUGUGGCCGGACGGACUCGCGGCUUGUCAAGGAGGUAGACGAACGUGAAGAAGCUCAGUGGAAAAGCAGCAGUGAAGGAGAAUGGGAAAUGCAGUGGACGUCGAGCGAAAUAGAAAAACGAAAAGGUCGGAAAGAAAGGACCCCAGUCAAGCGUGAAAGCCGACAUCACGCUGGCGCCCGCGCGAACUUCGGCAUCGAAUUAUUCGUGGCAAGACGACUCGAAGGCCGUCACCGCGAAAGCGAAAGAAAACAGGACAGCCGUAAACCAGAGGAGAAAAGUGCAGAAGGAACCUCCGACUGUCGUUUGCCUGGAAGUCUCACUUGA
Messenger RNA from Toxoplasma gondii ME49, 354 nucleotides. RefSeq lists its product as hypothetical. Bases 1 to 354 code for a protein of 117 amino acids. The transcript has 2 exons. The record is from RefSeq and is a predicted model, not a curated record. NCBI's taxonomy places the organism in Eukaryota, Apicomplexa, Conoidasida, Eucoccidiorida, Sarcocystidae.